GUCGUCGCAAGCGCCGUGCGGGUUGGCUGCAGAGGCAUCGCUCCACCUCCUCCUGCCUUCCUGCCCAGCCCCCUCCACUCCAUCCCUUGAUUUAAAGCAGCCAGGAGGAGGGGAGGAAGGGGGGGGGGAGCAGAGCAGGGGAGUAUACGCGAUAUGCUCUGUCUGCUGUUUGCUUAGUGCGAUUGACUGCGACUAAUCGGCGGAGCGAAGGAGGCGCGCGAGGCGUGAGCGCUUCCACAGCCGCCGCGGAAUCCGCCGAGCGCCGGGAAAGGGGAGAGGAGGGAGAGGAGGAGGGAGAGGAGGAGGAGGAGGGAGAGCGAAGUCGCCGGGCUCCGUGCCGCCGACGUCUCCCGCGGACGCGCGAGCGGCACGCGGUCGCCGCGAUGCCGUUCAUCCCAGGGAGCCCGUGCCCAGCCGGACCCCUGCACGCGCCGCACGUCAUGCAGCCCACCCUGAGCCUCAAGCCCUUCCUGCCGUUCCCCCUGGAGGCGGCCGCCACGCACACCCACGCCCUGCGCCUCUUCUCCGCCUUCCCGGCCAUGGAUCCCAUGCAGAAGGCGUUGCUCGCACCCUUCCACCUGCCUCUCCCUCCGCGCAAGCGCCACGUCAUCUCGUGCAACGUGUGCCAACUCCGUUUCAACUCCGAGAGCCAGGCCACGGCACAUUACAAGGGCGGGAAGCACGCCAAGCGCCUCAAGGCCCUGGAGAUCAGCAAGGCCAAGCAGGCCGGUGACACGGCCGACCAGGCCGAGCGUGAACCAGGCAAGGACGGGACCACCCCCGCCCAGGCGGCCUGCGCUCCGACCGCACCCUCCCGUGGCGACGCGAGCGACCCCGGACCCACAGAAGAAGCAGACGGCGGACCUCUGUUGGCGGAGGGCGCCUCCGCGAGCCUCCAAGCGCAGCGCUCGGCAAGCGACGGCGCUGACCCGGCACCCGGCGUCGGCGGCGGCGUCUCCGUCGCAGCGCAACCCGGCGCGUGCAGCGUCGCCCGAGGACCCCUCGACUGCUCGAGCGCCGCGAGCACCAGCGGCCACGCCGACGAGCCCGCCGAACAAGACUUUGCCGGCGCCGUGCCCAGGCAGGCGGCUCCGAGCGGAGCCGCCGCCGCCGCCGACUCCGCGGUGGCGCUGGGAGUCGCGUCCCCGUGCCCGGAAGACCUCGGGUCGAGCCGGGAGGGCGGCUAUGGCGGUGUCGAGCUCAGCGGGACCGGCGCCACCGUGCCGUGUUGCGGUCCGACAGAGACAGAUGGAGCCAAGCCUUCAAAGCUCAGCCCCGCCCUGCCCAGCAGCACGCGCUCCGGAGCGGCGAGCAGCGGCCCGGCGGAGGACGCCAAGGCGUGCGGAGACGCGGCCGCAAAGGACGAGGACGACAAGGGUGGGGACGCCAAGGCGGAGGGAGACGAGAAGGCCAAAGCGGCGUUGUUCUGCUCCCUCUGCAAAGUGGCUCUCAACUCGCAGUCGCAGAUGGAGGCUCACAACAACGGCUCCAUGCACAAGACGCUGCUCGAGGCGCAGAGCGGCGGCGGCAGCAUCAAGGCGUACCCGCGGCCCGGCUCGCGCGGCGCGGGCGCCGGCACGGCCGACCCGUCCGGCCUCCAGAACAAGGUGUUCCACUGCGAGCUGUGCGACGUGCGCGUCAACUCCGAGACGCAGCUCAAGCAGCACAUCACCAGCCGUCGGCACAAGGACCGGGUGGCGGGGAAACCGCCCAAGCCAAAGUUCAGCCCUUACACGCGGCUGCCCUGCACCGCGGGCAUCAUCUCGGCCAAGCUGGCGUUCCCCAAGGACAUCGGCAAGGCGGUGGCACCGGGCUUCUUCGCGACUGCGGCGCCGGCUCUGACCCCGCAGCUGACCCUGCGCCCCUCCCCGCACCACGCCUCCCUGUUCUCGGCGGGGCCCGCCCUGUUGCGUCCGGCGCCCGGACCGAUGCGCACGGCCCACGGCAGCAUCCUCUUCGCUCCCUACUGAGGACGCCGACGCGUCGUCCCUCCACGUGGGGACGCGUGGAUCGUCCGCACGGCGGGGAGCCGCGCGGAUCCUUCCCGUGGGGGAGAGAGACGCGCGCCGUGCGGGAUGGAGACCCGGGCGAAACUGGACACCGCUCGUCACCGCAGGGAGAUGGGAUGCUGUGCGGCAGUGGUGGCUGGUUAAUUGCCCCUAAUGCUUCAAGCUUAAAGAAGUGUUUCCUAUGAAGCCAGUUUGACUGAAAUUCACACGACUAACAUUGGAACAGUAUGUUUGUGGCUUAACGGCGGUGCGCGAGGGGGGGGGGGGGUGGGGGCGAUACAAGCAGUGUUGAAUUUUAACAACCUAAUUAUUAUCGCUGUUUAAGUGUCGCACAUUAACAUGGCUGUCCUUGUUGUCAAUAAUGCGGUGCCGAAUUGCAGCUUUACACUACAACUCGACUGGCAAUCGUACAAAACCACAUCGCAAGAACUGUGAAUCAACACAAAUUCACUUAUAAUCUUCUGCCGUGACAAGACAAGGUGUCACCGUUACAGAGCAACACACGCUACCACGAGCGCACGGCGAUAACUCGCAGACACACAAGCGCACCCACGGACGUAAGCUCGCAUGCAGUGCGCAUUGGAUGUGCGUAGCGGCAGCGGUGCACAAUUGAACGCUCGCACGAACACACCGGGUACGCGACGACACACGCGUGCUGCACAAUGCCAACCGCGGUCGGAGGAGUGCACACUUGCGAGCCGACCAAACACCCCCGAGAUCUUCCCUGAACGUAACCAAAUCGCACCAAUCGGCGCCGUAAUCGGCACCGCGUCGCUGCCGCGCCAACCCUGGGGCGGUGCCGCCGCAGGAAUUUGGCCGAGGGUGCGACGGAGCCCGACGCGCCAGCCCACGUCUCAACGCACGCCGAAGUCCCUGGAGCUUGCGCCCGGUACCUCCCCCAUACCGGUCGCGAAUCCUCGGCACGAGCUCAAAGUACAAACUGUGGGGGUCAAUGAGUAGGGUCCCCCGAGAGAGGGGGGGGGCUUCUAGACCCCCGCGGGCCCCGGCACUCGUUGAGACUCCUCGUCAGACUGCCGCCCCCGUUUGAUCGAUCGUCUUGGGUGGCGUUCUUCCCAGCGAGCCCUGGGCCUCGUGCCAGGAGGCAGCGGACGGGGCAGACGCCGUUGAGAACCACAGAGCAGUCUCAAUGAGACGCGGCAACGACGGAAUGAGACGGAAUGAGACCCCAGCGCCCGGACGGAAAGAAGAAAGGGGCAAACCAUGACACGUAUCGGCGGCGACACUCAACCACGUCCCGUCAUCGCCAACACCAGCAGUACCAGCGGUAGCAGCGUCGUCACCAACAACACCAGUGGCAUCACCAACACUUGCACCGCCGGACAUACCAAUGGGAGCUGUACCUCCGCCACUGAAACCCGAUCUGGUACCGCCACGACCACCGGCGGCACUGGCCGGGGAAGGCGCCGCUCGAGAUCCGCCGCUUCGAGCCACGCUCGCGCGGCUCGAAGCGGCGGCACUGGUUAAUUAACAAUUGCGGGGUGUGGGGGGAGGGGCGUGUGUGUGGCGUGCCGAGCUGCCUCCACGGGGAUUUGCCCCCCCCCCCCCCCGGGGGCUUAUUGCUGAUCUCUAAUUAAAGGGCUGCUUAUGGCGACGAUGGUGACGACGACGACGAUGACGAUCAAUGAGCAUCGGUGACCAGGCGCGCGCAGCGUCUCCUGUCCGUCAUCGCUGUCGUCGUGCCGCCCCGAAUCGUGCCGCCGUCGUGGCCGAUUCGUUUUGUUUGUAUUUUGAUGUUUUCGCCCAAUUAUAUUCCAGAGCGCGAUAUCGGCGUCCUCGCCACCACGAGACAGGCGGCGCGAACGCGCGCCACACCGACCCCCCUCCCCCCUCCCCCCUCCCGCUCGCAGCGAGUCCGUGCGCCACUGCGGUGGUUGCAAGAAAACCGCUGAUUUAAAUAAAACAAAAAAUGUUCCCCAUGCCUCUUUUGCAAGCGCUGCACGUGCCCUGCAGGCAGUGCUCUUCCACAUGGCGAUACUAUUUCGACAGGGCUGAAAUUAUUUUAAUGAAGCCAUUAAAAAAAAUUAUUUAAUUCGAUUGGGGUGUGGGGAUAAGUGGGGGAUCGGGGUGGAGUUGUGCAAGUCGUCACCUGUGAUCAGGCUGACUCAACUCGCUCAACCUAAUAAUGCUGGAUUAUUCAGGGGUCGGCUGAAACCAUGAUUCGAACGCAGGUGCCCCACAAGUCAGGUGGUUGGCGUCUCUGGCACGGCAAUUAUGAACACCUUACCACCCUGCCACAACUCGUGUUGUCCACGUGCGUGGUACGGUGGCUCAGAAUUCUCUCGUCGACGGUUUACGCUAUGACACGAGCGGCGAAACAGAACCGUGGCCGGUUUACUCCACAUUUCUAUGGUUCACUUCUCAGCAAAACUUUGGAAGCUAUUUUUUUUUAUUGAAAAUAUUUUAAUGGCAUUUCACCUAAUCAACGCUGCCGACGAAAAUUGACGCGUGAACCUUGGUGCUCCGCUGCGGGUUAACGAGCCUAACGUGAUGAUUGAACCGGUAGCGCGGUGCAUUGGUUUGAAACGCGUGUUAACUUGCGAUGCCGAAAUCGUACGCUAUCCCACAAAAAUGAAUCGACGCUAAUCAGGCGUCGGCAGGAGAGUUUAAUAGUCCACAUUCGCAAGGUCACCCUCGCUAAUGAGAUUCCCGAUGGGCUCUUGAGUUCUCACCUCGUUCGACAAAUGGACUCGAUCAGCAGUGUCCAUAAUAGAGGCUAUUUUUGGGGGAGGGGGGUUAUAUCGUGUCAAUAUAAAUGUGUCGUUAAACCCGCCACCUCCCGAUGCAGCCGAAUUCGUGAGGUUUGUCACGUAAACGUAACUUGCCAAUUCGUUACUAGUUCAGCACACCGGUGUGUUUGAGAGUAAAACCCACAGCAUUUACAAUUCGAGUACGACGUUUCGCUAGUAAAUUGCAACGAGCAUCAUCGAUGAUGCUCGCUGUAAUUACUAACGAAACCUCUGAAGUUCGGCUGCACAUUCGCCAUGUCACCUGAUCCCAUCGAUCUCUCUCUUUCAUCUGGCUCUCAUUAACCCCCGCCUGAAAUGAUAUGUUCUCAAACUGGACCCGGUUCAGCUUGAACCCGCCUGCAUCAGAGUGGAAUGCGUUGAUAAACGAUGGACGCCCUUGCCACCGUCUUGAUCACGCAAGGCUCUUGGGAAGUAAUUACUGGCCCACGCUCAAUGAGCUGACCUGCGUCUUCGGACUUCUGCAGCACACGUCCGCACAACGCGGUCAGAUCCAUCCCCCACGGGGUGCGCGUGCGACGAAGGGCAGUUCAACCGUGAAGAUGACACACACACACGUACAUCCAUACACAACCUAAACACAAAAACAACGAUCCCCCGUAUAGCCUUGGCAGACUGUUGGAGCAAGUGCUGUUAGCGAGCACCUAAACACACACACACAAACACCUAAAACGGCAGCCGCCGCCAUUCACCGCCGAGUGACAGUGACGUUACCGCAGCGUUCGUGCCAGGCUAGGUUCACGCAGCGCUCUGCCCGCGGCGGGUGGGAGGGAGUCGUCACGCGUCCCCACACGCCCCUGGCAUCUGCACCCAUGCGGCCGCGCAAUUUGGGGACCCUCUGCCCCCCCCCCCCCGCUUUGCCCUCGUUGGUCGACGGGUCACGCGGUGCUCGCUGGGAACGCGACGCGUGGGUCUGGAAUGUCGCUCGCGUGACCCCUCGACUGGAUCCGGUCGUCGUCGGCAACGUCCAGGGCCGAUGAUUUGGCGAUGCCCCCCCCCCCCCCCCCCGGUGGGAGACGGCAGCCGAGCGGCAAGUGUCGCCGAGUGUUCCAUGCGCGUUGUUAAUCGGCGCGCGCGGGGGUGUUACGCGUCGAGCGCUGAGUCUGCAAAAUCACGCGGCGCUGCCAAGAGGCCGGGGGGAGACUCCCGAGUCCCGAGUGAGGAGGAGGCCCGCGGCGAGGGAACGGGAGGCGCCGAAACCCGUUCGUGCGGGGCUCCCGUGCGCCGCUGAGCUCACCGCCGCGCGCCCCCUCGCAUCCCGUUCGCCCUAUCCCGCGGCGAUCUUCAUCCUGUGCGGUGCUGUGAGCAGUAUUUUAAUAAACGUGUUUGAUUGGUGUGAAAUGCA
Molecule: messenger RNA, 6119 nt
Organism: Petromyzon marinus (sea lamprey)
Lineage: Eukaryota; Metazoa; Chordata; Hyperoartia; Petromyzontiformes; Petromyzontidae
Product: zinc finger protein 385D-like
Cellular component (GO): nucleus
Molecular function (GO): zinc ion binding; nucleic acid binding
Source: RefSeq, a predicted model, not a curated record